UUAGGUUAAUGUAUGGUUUGUUCAUUAUGAUUGGAUCGUAGCAUCGAAAAGAGUCCACAGCUUGUCGUUGCAUGUAGUAGCUAUAGCAAGGUAAAUAAAUUUUAUUGGUUGGUUGGCUGGGUUAAAACAAUUCACAAAUAUGGGGCUGGCAGAGACAUAUCACUACUACAAUGUUGAAAUCGCAGAUUCUCGGACCAACGACUGGUGGUUGAUAUCAACACCGUUGCCUUUGAUGAUAAUAAUAGCAAGUUAUCUCUACUUUGUGUUAUCCUGUGGACCACGCUACAUGCGAGAUACCAAGCCUUAUUCUUUAAGAACAUUCCUUACGUGUUACAAUGUUUUUCAAAUCUUUUACAACACAUGGAUUGUCUAUAAAUUAAUAAUUGCUGGAUGGCUAACAUAUUUCGGCGCGGUUUGCAAUCCCAUGGUUAUAGAUUAUUGGCUGGACCCAAUGGCUGUACAGGAAGCUGAGAUAACCUGGUGGGCCAUGAUUUUGAAAAUAAUCGAUCUAUCGGAAACAGCAGUGUUCGUUUUAAGGAAAAAAGAUAGACAAAUAUCUUUUCUGCAUCUUUAUCACCAUGUUACGACGGUGUUAAUAAUCUGGGUUACAGUCAAGUACUUUGCAGGAGGCAUAUGCACCUUUCCCGUAAUGCUGAACAGUAUAGUUCAUGUCAUCAUGUAUACUUACUAUAUGUUGACAGCGAGAGGCCCAAGAAUACGAAGAAUUAUGAGCCUUAUCAAGCCCUACAUUACCGGUAUUCAAAUAGUUCAAUUUUUUGUACUAUUGGUACAUGCCAGCCAAGGAUUCUCAUCUUCGUGCGAUGUUCCAAAAGCAGCAGUCACUGUCCACAUAACAAAUCUGCUGAUAAAUCUUUACUUGUUUAUACAUUUUUAUAGAAAGAAUUAUAACUCACAAAAAAAAACUGCUUGAUUUAAAAAAUGUGUCGAGUUUGUAAUGUAAAUAAAAAAAAAAAUCAUAAUAAUACUAAUAAAGUAUCAACACUAUAUAUUUUUAGGUUUUGAGGGCGUAGCCUGCGGCUGCCCUUUUAACCUAUGAUGAUCUUUGGUUUUCAUUAGUUCAUGUUCUCAUUUUCCACUGUAAUAGUGAUUUCUUGAUGUCUAUUCGAAAUUAAAAGUUGAGUUGAUAUCAUGUUUUUUUACGUAAUUUCCGUGAUGUUGAACUU
This is a messenger RNA of Diprion similis, 1184 nucleotides long. RefSeq names its product elongation of very long chain fatty acids protein AAEL008004-like. Gene Ontology annotation, biological process: very long-chain fatty acid biosynthetic process; fatty acid elongation, monounsaturated fatty acid; fatty acid elongation, polyunsaturated fatty acid. The coding region runs from base 140 to 931 and encodes 263 amino acids. The transcript is spliced from 4 exons. Lineage: Eukaryota; Metazoa; Arthropoda; Insecta; Hymenoptera; Diprionidae. Gene Ontology annotation, cellular component: endoplasmic reticulum membrane. The record is from RefSeq and is a predicted model, not a curated record. Gene Ontology annotation, molecular function: fatty acid elongase activity.